Fraxinus pennsylvanica is the source of this 900-nucleotide messenger RNA. The record is from the annotation of a GenBank genome assembly. Lineage: Eukaryota; Viridiplantae; Streptophyta; Magnoliopsida; Lamiales; Oleaceae.
AUGAGUUCCUGGAAGUGGCUUCCUAGUUUCAUUUUCCUAGUCUGUCUGAUAAACCUUGUUUCUAUUGUCAAAUCCCAAUUCCCAACUCAGAUAUUUUUCUUCUAUGAAUGUCAAAAUAAUGGUAAUUACACGAGUAAUAGCCCAUACAAGACAAACCUUGACAACCUCCUCUCAUCUGUCUCGACCAAUAUCAACACCAAUAAUGGAUUCUACAACAAAUCCAUUGGAGAAAAUUCAGAUAGAGUCAAUCUCAUUGCGCUCUGUAGAGCAGAUCUUCAGCCUUCUCAGUGUCGUGAUUACGUCAAAAAUGCUACGGCCGAAAUCUUAAAGAGGUGUCCAAAUCAAAAACAGGCAAUCUUAUGGCACGAAUUUUGUAUGGUACGAUAUUCCAACGAGGCUAUCUUUGGAACUCUUGCAAAUUCCCCAAUGAAACCGGCUUAUAGUGUGGAAAAUGUUACAAAUACAGACGUUUUUUACCGGGAGUUGGACGUACUGUUGAACAGCCUUCACGACCAUGCCGCUUUUAAUAGCUUGCCGAAGAAGUUUGCUGCUGCCACUCGGGGUGUGAAUGAUCCGAAAUAUCCGAAAAUUUAUGCAUUUGAACAGUGCACACCUGAUAUAACCUCAGUGGAAUGUGGUGAGUGCUUAACAAAAUCUGCCCAACAGAUUCGAGAAUGCUGUAACGGUGCAAGAGGGGUUAGAAUCCUUAGGCCUAGUUGCUAUCUUCGUUUCGAAACAGAUCCAUUCUACAAUGAGACGAUGGUUGAAUCACCAAAGCGGUCAAUGCCACCACCGGCUGCGCAGCCGGCUCCGCAGAGGGAUGGGCGAUCCAGUGGGUCCACAUACCCCCACUGGAAUUUGGGACUUUUUCUCUUUUCUCUUUUUAAUUUUAUUGCCUGA